Molecule: messenger RNA, 738 nt
Organism: Fimicolochytrium jonesii
Lineage: Eukaryota; Fungi; Chytridiomycota; Chytridiomycetes; Spizellomycetales; Powellomycetaceae
Exons: 1
Coding region: 1-738 (245 amino acids)
Source: RefSeq, a predicted model, not a curated record
AUGAGCUCAGUUCCAAUCACCAGUGGAGAGAAACACGUCAGCGACGGCUUCGUCUCCACCCUCCUCGGUCCAUCGUGCACCUCCCUAAACGACCCGGGCUGCCAGCUCCUCUUCCUUUCCAAAGUCAUCGGCCUCGGCAUCCUCGUCCUCGGCUCCGUCCUCAAACUCCCAUCGGUCUUCCCCGUCCUGCGAACCCAAUCCACGCGCGGGCUGCCCAUCCUGGCCCUCCUCCUCGAAACGUUCGGGUUCACGGUCGGGAUCGCGUCCAAUAUCCGCCAGGCGAACCCGUUCACGACGUGGGGCGAGGCGCCGUGUUUGCUUGCUGCCAACCUUGUCAUGUUGCUGGUGCACUGGAAGAACCAGAUGUUUAGGGUUAUUGUGGGCGGGGCGCUCUACGCGUGGCUGUUCCGCAAUCUGCUCUCGAGUGAUAGAACCUCUGAGGCGACGAUGCAGACGCUGUUGAGUGCGACGGUGCCGGCGUUCAUGGGCGGGACGGUGCUGCAGAUUCUUGCCAAUUUUCGGGAGAAGCACAUUGGGGCCAUCUCUCCUGCUACGCUCACGAUGGGGUUGAUGUGUGGGCUGGGGCGGAUGUUGACGACAUUUGUGGAGGUGGAGGACCCUGUGAUGAGACUGAGUAGCGCGCUGGGGACCUUCUUGGGGUUCGUGAUGUGGGCGCAGAUGAUUGCUUACAGGGAAGGAACUCGCAAGUUCUUGUCGCAGGGUGCAAAGGCCCAUUAG